Molecule: messenger RNA, 2367 nt
Organism: Aureobasidium musti
Lineage: Eukaryota; Fungi; Ascomycota; Dothideomycetes; Dothideales; Saccotheciaceae
Source: the annotation of a GenBank genome assembly
AUGCCCAAAUGUUCACACUGUCAGAACUACAAGACCGAGUGUAUCUUCACUCAGGUAGAGAAGAAGCGCCAGCCACCAAAGGGCGCAAAGUACAUUGAGGGCUUGGAGAACAGACUUGCGCGUAUGGAAGGUCUGCUGAAGAUGUCAGGUCUGCUGGGUGAAGACGAUGGUGGUAAGACUGAUCUCGGCACACUCGAGAAGCGGUUGGCGGACAGACAAGCUGCCGGCUCUUCGUUCGCAUCACCAAUCUCGCCUCACGUCGCCGGUGAUGGCUCGACCUCUGCCCAUCCGACUCCGCCUACUGGUGUUACAAGUCCUCAGUCCGGUGCGCCGCUUCAGAACGGCCAGGCCCCGUCACAAGACAAGGCUGCCGAGGGACUUGCAGAUCAGAUGUGCUCGCUGGUCACAAACAAUGCUGGAGAAACACGAUACAUUGGCUCCUCAUCUGGCUUUUCUAUCUUCUCGCCGAAGGGCAUCCAGUGGGUAAACGAAAAGACUGGAGACUUCUCUUUCCGCGACAUGAUAACCCAAGCAGCUACUGACGACAGAGCCUGGGCUACCUGGAAACCCGAAAUCUUUGACGACAUCUUCUCGCGCAAAAUCUACAAGCCUUUACCUCCUAAACCUGAAGCUCUCGCCCUGCUAAAGGACUUCUUCGAUAACUUCAACUGCGUUUUUCCGUUGUUUCAUGAGCCGACUUUUAUGCAUCUCGUCGACAAACACUACUCACUUGAUCCAUACGAAGGUUCUGGUUGGUGGGCCAGCUUGAACGUUGCGCUUGCCAUCUCCCAUAGGCUUCGGAUUAUAGGUGAAGAAGAUGCCCGACUUGAAGAUGCAAAAGCUUGGGGAUAUUUGAAAAACGCCUUGGCGGUCCUCUCCGAGUUGACGAUGCGAAACAACGAUCUAUUAAGCGUUCAGGCUCUGCUGGGAAUGGCCCUCUUCAUGCAAGGUACACCAAACCCGCAACCAGGCUUCUUCCUCGUCGCCGCAGCACUGCGGUUAGCACACAGCAUCGGUCUACACAAACGUGGAUCUGACUUCAAUCUCAACGAGGUUGAAUCAGAACAGAGAAAACGUGUAUUCUGGAUUGGUUAUCUCAUGGACAAAGACAUCUGUCUUCGUUCUGGCAGACCUCCUAUCCAAGACGACGACGACAUGAACGUUGAGCUUCCUAGUGAAAACCCACCUGACAACAUUGGUGUUGUGUCAUUAGGGGAUGGCAAGAGCAAGGUCAAUCUUUUCCGGAUACAAUGUACCUUUGCCUUGAUUCAGUCGAAGGUCUACAAAUUGCUUUACUCGGUUAAGGCUGCUCGUCAAACAGAUGGCGAACUGUUGAACACGAUUGGUGAUCUCGACCAGGAGCUAGAAGAGUGGAAAGAUUCUAUCCCCCUCGAGUUCCGCCCUGAGCAUGAGAUCAAGAUGCCCAGUGAAUCACCAAUCAUGCUGCAUGUUGUUGUCAUGCACUUUGCAUACUACAACUGUCUCACGACCAUCCACCGGAUGUCUGUCCAUCACGGGUACUGGACAUCACGUCUCUCGAAUUAUGCCAUUGCUGGUCUGAAUGCGCGCCCGCUUAAUCCUCGCNUUCUGGUGUACUAUCCUGUAUCUGCGCUUGUCACAUUGUUCGCCAAUAUUCUGCAAAAUCCACAAGAUGCCAGAGCACGCUCCGACCUCAAGCUUAUGAACUCAAUGACGGAGUUUCUGCAAAUGCUGUGCAAUGAAGAUGGCAAUGUUCAUUGCCGAAGAAUGGCCUCUAUCUGCAAAGAAUUCGAACGUAUCGCUAGGGUAGUCCUUGAUAAGGCUGAGCGGGAUAUGAAAGGCAGGGGCAAGAGAAAGAAUCGAGAAAGCGAUACAGCCGCGCCACCCACCCAAACCACGCAGUCAGAGCGUCGCUCAACAUCUCAGCCAACGCAAGCGCAAAGAACACCAAACAUGUCUGCCUCAAUGCUUCCUAAUGGACGAACAACGACGGCGUCUCCAUCUGUUGGGCAAAUGCAACAUCAACCUUUACACCCCUCGCCUAUGGGAUCGAUGCCUUUCACAGCGCCAUCAAACGCGCCCCCUUACCAACCCACUACCAGUAUGGCACCAGAGCCCUGGAUGCAGAGUGUUCCACCUGCACCAGAGAACAUGUUCGCCCAGGCCGAUGGACGGUUUCCACAAGCACUCCCGCAAGACAACAACUUUGACAUGCAAGGGUAUGGUCUGGGACCUAUGGCCGGAGAUUUGGGUGGCAGCUUCCAACAACCAUUUGUACCACAAGAUCUGUGGCAGAUGCCUAUGACAUUAGAAUGGGAUUGGGCUGAUUUCUUUGGUACGGGGCCUGGCUUUGAUCUCAACGACCCUAAUGGAGGUGGGCCUCGUUGA